UCAUUCACCAACAAACCUUUCUUUCGUCUUUAUUCAGGCACCGUGGACCGGACACCACACACACAUACAGUGUGAAACAUAAGAGGAAAACGAAAAUUAAGGAUGUUGGAGCUCUGUCGAAAACCGUUGAUGUGCUUCUUCUCAUGUGGACUAGGAGGAGGCAACUAUGACGAUGAGCUUCUAUGGGACUUAGAGUUGAAGCCACACACCGCAGGUGAAUAUUCAAUUGCUGUUGUUCAAGCCAAUUCUUCUUUGGAAGACCAAGCACAGGUGUUUACUUCUCCCUUUGCAACUCUUGUUGGUGUUUAUGACGGCCAUGGUGGACCUGAAGCUUCUCGUUUCGUAACCAACCAUCUCUUCUCCUUCAUUCACAUGUUCUCUGCAGAGGAUGGUGGGUUAUCGGAGCAAGUGAUAAAGAAAGCUUUCAGUGCAACUGAAGAGGAGUUCUUGCGUAUGGUGAAGCAAUCAUGGAUUUCGCAGCCACACAUUGCUUCGGUGGGAUCGUGUUGUAUUCUUGGAGCAAUUUCAAACGAUGUUCUCUAUGUUGCUAACCUUGGAGACUCGAGGGCAGUUCUCGGUCGCAAAGCAUUCGGAGGAAACGAGGUUGGUUGCGGUCAUAAUGUGGUGGCAGAGCGUUUGUCCACGGAUCAUAAUGUUGGAGUGGAGGAGGUGAGAAAGGAGGUUGAGGCUCUUCACCCUGAUGAUGAUUAUGUUGUGGUUAAUGCUAAUGGAGUUUGGAGAAUCAAGGGGAUUAUUCAGGUCUCAAGAUCAAUUGGAGAUGUUUAUCUAAAGAAGCCAGAGUUCGACAACAACUCUAUAAUGUUCCAGCAAUGUGUGUCCCCGGUACCUUUAAAGAGAGCCGUGAUGACGGCGGAGCCAUCAAUAUUAACUCGGAAGUUGAAGGCGGAGGAUUUGUUUCUGAUCUUCGCAUCGGACGGACUUUGGGAGCAAUUAACAGACAAAGAAGCCGUUGAAAUCGUGUCUAGAAGUCCAAGAAAAGGGAUAGCAAAAAGAUUGGUGAGAGCUGCACUAGAAGCUGUUGCAAAGAAAAAAGAAAUGAGAUAUCAGGAUUUAAAGAAAAUUGAGAAAGGUGUAAGGCGCCAUUUCCAUGAUGAUAUUACAGUGAUUGUUAUAUACCUUGAUCAUUCACAAAAUUCUGUGAAUGGUAGUAGGCCAAGACAUCAAGGAAUCUAUGAUUCUGUUAAUGCUCCUGUAGAUAUCUACUCUAUUAAUGCAGAUAGGUAAUCUUGUAAAAUUAAUAAGCUAGAACUAUAGUCUUAUAUAUUGGCUAAAUUGUGCCCAAAAAUUUAUCUCACAUAAAAUCUUGGGGUAUCAUUGGUUGGAUUAA
Messenger RNA from Arachis stenosperma, 1348 nucleotides. RefSeq names its product probable protein phosphatase 2C 63. Gene Ontology annotation, biological process: protein dephosphorylation. Gene Ontology annotation, molecular function: cation binding; protein serine/threonine phosphatase activity. The coding region runs from base 103 to 1245 and encodes 380 amino acids. The record is from RefSeq and is a predicted model, not a curated record. Lineage: Eukaryota; Viridiplantae; Streptophyta; Magnoliopsida; Fabales; Fabaceae. The transcript has 4 exons.